This is a messenger RNA of Plasmodium cynomolgi strain B, 948 nucleotides long. RefSeq names its product 50S ribosomal protein L19. The record is from RefSeq and is a predicted model, not a curated record. Gene Ontology annotation, biological process: translation. Gene Ontology annotation, molecular function: structural constituent of ribosome. Lineage: Eukaryota; Apicomplexa; Aconoidasida; Haemosporida; Plasmodiidae. Bases 1 to 948 code for a protein of 315 amino acids. The transcript is spliced from 3 exons. Gene Ontology annotation, cellular component: mitochondrial large ribosomal subunit; ribosome.
AUGAUAAAGAGGUACAUCCGGACCAAGGUUAUCACGAGCCUGAGCAAGUUCAAAUGCUACAACAUCGGGAACGAGUACACGGCCAGGAACUGGCCGAACGUCGACUGCAUCGACCAAGAAGAAGAAAACGUGGCGAAAAAAAAUGAACAGGAAAAGAGAAGGGCGAAAACUAUCCCCUACUACAAAAACUACAUGCACGAUUUUUUUGGCAGACAGCUCAUGCACAACUUGCAUCUGCAGGAAAUGAACAAAAUGAAGAAGCUGCGAAAUUUUAAAAUGCCAAAGAUCCACGCGGGGGAUUUAGUGGAGGUCAAAUACGAGUUGUCUAGGUCUCAGCAGACCUUCGCCAUUUUUCAGGGCUACUGCGUGGAGAUACGCAAGAAACGGCUGGACUCCUCCUUCAUCGUGAAGAACAUCUUUGACGGGGUCGGAGUGGAGCAACUCAUCCCGUUUUACUCCCCCAGAAUUCUUUAUGUAAAAAUUGUGAAGAGUCUCCAUAACAUGAAUGAGGAGAAGGCCAAAAAAUAUUAUCAAAUCAACAAGCCCAUUACGAGAGACUACCGGUACAUGUGGCAGUAUAACUUCCGGGGCAAGUAUGAGAGACCAAGGGGGCAGCACAAGCCCGGCAUUAGGUCCUUAGAACCCAAAAUUAGAAGACGGCUAGCUAAAUUGAAGAAAAAGUACAUGCGCAGAAGAAUCGAAAGCAAUCUCUCGUCGUACAUUUUUGGGGGAGUCUACGCACAAUACACAAGGAAAAGGACUAGACUAGUGCGUGCAGAAAUAUACAGAAGGAUGCUCAUCUAUGCUCUCGAUGAAGAAAACAGGAGGAAGCAAAAGCUAAACAAAAGACGGGAACGGGAGAAUUGGAACACUUUUAAAAUUAAUCGCAGCCGCGGGGAGAAUGCCUUCAUGGCUCUGCCGGCCACUCACCCCCUUGCGGUGAAAUGA